Messenger RNA from Drosophila navojoa, 768 nucleotides. RefSeq names its product atrophin-1-like. The record is from RefSeq and is a predicted model, not a curated record. Lineage: Eukaryota; Metazoa; Arthropoda; Insecta; Diptera; Drosophilidae.
UGAUAUGUAACACCAAAUCGAUGCCACUCAUCCAGGCGUUGCCCACGCCCACGCCUACGCCCACACCAACGCCAACGCCCACACAACCAAUGCACCAUCAACAACAACAACAACAGGAGCAUCAGCAGCAGCAGCAACAACAACAACGUCAGCUGUCCAGCAGCAAACAGUUAGCCAAGUCUAUGCCCGUCACGCCCAUACAGCCGCAGUCGCCCACAGAUCCAACGUCCGCCCAUUUCAUGCUGAUGCCACGUUCGCCCUCGUACGAGCUGUACGAGCCGCGACCCGCACACUUUCGGCAUGCCCACUCGGAUGCCACAUUCCAUAUGCAACCCUAUGAUGACGAUGAAGGCGGCGACGACGGCGACGAGGACGAGGACGAGGACGAGGAUGACUUGGAUGACGGCGAUGUGGACACCUCAUCGCUGGCCAUGAUUACGCCGCCGCCGCCCUAUGACACGCCUCAGCUAGCGCUAGCUACCGCCUCUGCACCACCAUUGCCACCGCCGCGCCGAUUUCGGUUUGGGAAUCGCGAGCUGUUCAGCAUGAGCCCCGGCACGCCCAAGUCCAAUGCCAUUACGCCCACAAAGCUCAGCGCCGCUGCGGCGGCCAUGUUUGCGACGCCGCAGAUGGCGCAGCUGAACCGCAAGUGGGCCCAUCUGCAGCGCAAGCGUCGGCGGCGCAACAGCAGCAACGGCGACUCCAAGGAACUGGACAAGCUUGUUCUGCAGUCCGUCGACUGGGAUGAGAAUGAGAUGUAUUAGCGGC